GUGAGAGGAGCCCUUAUAAGUGAUGAGAUGAGAGCUGAGGCCACUUCCUGCAGCAGCUGUGUUCAGGCUUUACUUGUGGAACUAGAAAAAUGUCUGAUCCAAAAGAGCGCAACCUGCAAAACGUGAUGGAGGCUAUGAUCCAAGUGUUUCACUCCUACUCUGCAAAAGAAGGUGACAAGUACAAGCUGAGCAAAGUGGAGCUGAAGAGCCUGUUACAGGGAGAAUUCGGUGAUUUCCUGACAUGCAGCAAAGACCCCCUGGUGGUCGAGAAAAUUAUGGCUGACCUGGAUGACAACAAAGAUGGUCAGGUGGACUUCCAGGAGUUCAUCCUUCUGGUUGCUGCGCUGACUGUCGCCUGCAAUGAAUUCUUCAAAGACUACCCUACUGACAGUGGUUCCAAGAAAGACUGAAAGUCUAAUACUCAACAUUAAAUUGAUACCCAUUUCCUUCAACAAUUUAUAACGAUGUUGGUCAUUUUAGAGAAGUAAAGGUUUGAAUCAUUCCUUGUAAUGUUGCAUAUUAAGAUACAUCACUGCAAACCAACUGAGAUCUUCUUUUCUUUUGGUCCUUGAGAAGUCCAUCUAAAUAAAUAUGUCACCCUGUU
Messenger RNA from Epinephelus fuscoguttatus (brown-marbled grouper), 604 nucleotides. RefSeq names its product protein S100-A1-like. Gene Ontology annotation, molecular function: calcium ion binding. The record is from RefSeq and is a predicted model, not a curated record. The transcript is spliced from 3 exons. NCBI's taxonomy places the organism in Eukaryota, Metazoa, Chordata, Actinopteri, Perciformes, Serranidae. Bases 90 to 410 code for a protein of 106 amino acids.